GUGUCUCGGCAUCCCGUGUAAGUCUCGACCCGUCUCGCCACCUGGAUUUCAAGUGUACCAUCGUCGUCGCUGAUCUCGGAUGAGAAAAAUAGAUACAGUGAGUACCACCAUACGUGUCAAAUAUUCUUCUGGUCUACUACAAAAUUAUUAAUUACUACACUAGAGAAGUGAUAAAUGAAAAUCGAUCAAGCUGGCGCCAUUCAAGUUACGUUUCUCAAAGAUGUCUAAGUCGCGAAGUGGCGGCAGCAAGGGUAGCCGCAGUAACAGCACAGAAUCAGAAGAUCCCUGCCAGCAGCACUCGAUUAAUUCACCACACUUGCUGACAUCGGAUACACUUGGAACGAACGGCAACAAUUUGGUCGUUAGAAGUGAAUCUACGGUGCCGAGUUCACCUCCGCCUUCUUAUCAGCACGUUCUCGAAGAGACGAGAAUGGAGCAAUCGGCUGAUAAUGAGGAAGAAGAAGAAAUGGACGAGGUAGAAGAAUAUAAAGAAAAAAAUCAACAAGCAUUGAAGAGGGACAAAAAUGCAAUUAGCGGUGAAGGUGGUGGUGGAGGUAGUGGUUGCGGUCCAGGUGGUGGAGGGAGGCAGCCUGCCAAAGAAAUUCUUCACAAAUCAAGUAAAGAAUUUUACAGAGCGGUUGCCAAACAAUGGGGAAUUACUUGUAAAAUGAGCGAUCAUUGCAGAUGUCUUGAUUGUCAG
This is a messenger RNA of Polistes dominula (European paper wasp), 700 nucleotides long. RefSeq lists its product as uncharacterized. The record is from RefSeq and is a predicted model, not a curated record. Lineage: Eukaryota; Metazoa; Arthropoda; Insecta; Hymenoptera; Vespidae.